Messenger RNA from Dinoponera quadriceps, 1917 nucleotides. RefSeq names its product galactokinase-like. The transcript is spliced from 7 exons. The record is from RefSeq and is a predicted model, not a curated record. Gene Ontology annotation, biological process: carbohydrate phosphorylation; galactose metabolic process. Lineage: Eukaryota; Metazoa; Arthropoda; Insecta; Hymenoptera; Formicidae. Gene Ontology annotation, cellular component: cytosol; cytoplasm. Bases 443 to 1618 code for a protein of 391 amino acids. Gene Ontology annotation, molecular function: galactokinase activity; ATP binding.
GGUACUCUCGACGUAAAAUAAAAGGUGCAACUAGAACAGUCAGACUCGCGACCCCGUGACAUGACAUAUUUCAUCUGACCUGACGUGACCUCGAUGCUCACGCAGUGUGUUUGUCAUCGGACGUUUCCAUUGCUGAGUUAUUAUCGAUCUGUGAACGAAUCGACUGAACCGAGCAUUUCAUUAAAGUAUGAAGAGCUGGUGACAAGUCGCACGAAAGGAUCAAGGAUCAAAUCAGAAAGCGAGAGAGCUCUCUGAAGCGGAUCAGCGAGUUCAGUUUUCGCGCUGAUAACGUGCUCGCCGGCGACUCGCAAUCUCUUGAAGAGACUGACAUUAACAUCAGUAUCUUCGCGUCGGUCGGUCGGGCGCGGCGUUUAUCAAGCUCGCCGGCUGCGAAUUUCGCUUCCGUCACGUACGUGCUCGAGGAGAGCCCGAGCGCCUCGGUAUGGCCGCGCCGGUCUCGGACGUCGACAGUGUCAAGGCGGAAGCGCUGCGGACCUUCGCCGAGAAAUUCGGCGGACCGGCCGCCGUCUGCGUCUACGCGCCUGGUCGCGUCAAUCUCAUCGGCGAACACACGGAUUACAAUGAGGGUUUCGUGCUACCGAUGGCGUUACCGAUGAUCACAGUGAUAGCGGGGAAGUCGCAUGAUGGGCAGAGAACCAGAAUCGUUUCCCUGAGCGGCGCGGCAGGCGAAACGAGCGAAUUCGCAGCGAAUAAUCGCGCCGACAUAAAGCCGGGGGAGCCAAAGUGGGCGAACUACAUCAAAGGGUGCAUCGCCAAUUUUAUCUGCGAUGUUCCCGCAUUCAAUGCCGUGAUAGCGUCGACCGUGCCGGCGGGCGCCGGUCUCAGCAGCUCAGCGGCUCUGGAAGUGGCGACUUACACGUUUCUCGAGGCGUUGAGCGACGAGCGACCGGAGAAACCGGAGGAGAAGGCUUUGGCGUGUCAAAAGGCGGAGCACGAUUUCGCCGGCGUGCCGUGCGGCAUAAUGGAUCAAUUCAUCUCAGUCAUGGGUAAAGAGGGCUGCGCCCUUCUACUGGACUGCCGAGACCUCGCCGUCAAGCAGAUACCCAUGCUGCACAUGGACGACUAUGUUUUUCUCAUUACGAACUCGAACGCACCUCACAAGCUGAGCUCGAGCGCCUACCGCGAGCGCAGGGACUGCUGCUACGAAGCCGCGCGGAUGCUGGACAAGAAGAGUCUGAGAGACGCGGAUAUGAACGAUAUCCGAGCGUUAAUCUCCCGGAACGUACCCGAUCGCGUCGUGAGGAGAGCUCGUCAUGUGGUCACGGAGAUUCGACGAACCCUGGACGCCGCGGAGGCGCUCGAGCGAGGCGACUUCGGGCGGUUCGGCCGACUGAUGAACGAGAGUCACGACUCGCUGCGCGACGAUUACGAGGUUUCGUCCGCGGAGCUCGACUCGUUGGUGGACGCGGCCAGAGCGGUGGACGGCGUGUUAGGCAGCCGUUUGACGGGCGCGGGCUUCGGCGGUUGCACCGUCACCUUGUCGAGGAAAGACGCGGUCGACCGGGCGAUUCAACAUAUGAGAGCGAAAUAUUCCGGCACACCUACGUUCUACAUAGCGACACCGAGCGGAGGUGCUCGAGAAAUCGGCGUGAAUUAGCCGUAGUGUUAACGCCUUAAUCUUAAUACACGCACGCAGGUCGACGUAAUUGCCUCGACACUCGUGUCAUUAGAGCCGCCAUGAUCUUUUACGCUCCGAUGGCACGUUAUCCUGGAGCGUGAUCAACGAAGAACUUUUCUUUCUAUUCUGUUCUAUCUUCAACUGCGCGCGCACAUAUAUUUGCACGCAACGCAUACGGAUGAAAGUCUGCCGAGGCACAUACGCGCCGGGUUGCGCACAUAUUUUACGAUGUAACACGUUAAAAAGAGACAAUCUGAAAUACAGGAAUUAUUUCGCAG